Molecule: messenger RNA, 6117 nt
Organism: Mya arenaria
Lineage: Eukaryota; Metazoa; Mollusca; Bivalvia; Myida; Myidae
Product: zinc finger protein 780A-like
Exons: 6
Coding region: 146-1507 (453 amino acids)
Biological process (GO): regulation of DNA-templated transcription
Molecular function (GO): DNA-binding transcription factor activity, RNA polymerase II-specific; RNA polymerase II cis-regulatory region sequence-specific DNA binding
Source: RefSeq, a predicted model, not a curated record
UCACCAAUGAUUGAAUACUUAAUAUUCUCAAUCUAACUUCGAAGUGGGUUCAGAAAACUGAUAUUGCCUUCUUCAGCACUUUGGACUUUUGGUCGCUUCAGACGGUUUAUCUUUAUAGAAAGAAUAAAGCCUGGCAAGAACAACUAUGGAAACAGACGGUUGCAAACCAGAUGGAAGUGAAUACACUGGUAUAACUGAACUGGUUAUCACGAACGAUGGAGCAGCUACCGAGUUGAGUGAAAUGGUAGCAAGAUUAGAAACAGACCAGGGCAGCAUAUGUCAUAAAUGUUCAAGUGAGUUUGACUCAAUAAAGGCUUUGGGAAAGCAUGGAAAGAAAGUUCAUCCAAAAGAAAGCAUAUUUGGUUGCGAGAUAGAUGGUUGCAGACGAGCCUUUAGCUAUCACGAGCAGAGAUACAAACAUUGGAAAAGAGUUCAUAUUAAACCAUUUAAAUGUCAAAUAUGUCUCAAAACUUUUCCAGACAAAUACCUACUGUUUAAACAUUUGAUCAAUGUUCACAAAGACAUUGAAUUUAAUUUUCAAAAAUGCUCAAUUUGUAAGCAGAACUUUGGUACCGAACAGGAAUUACAGGAGCAUUUGGUAAAACAUGAAGGAAAACGUCCCCAUCAAUGCGAUGUGAAGGGAUGCGACAAAGCGUUCAAGACCGCUUACAGCUUAAAAAGGCAUCAGCAAGGUCACCAGAGGGUGAAAUAUAGACGCAACGUAGAUACAGCAAACUUGCCCCUGUAUGAGUGCCCAGAAUGUGACGAAACGUUUAAUUCCAUUAGUAAUCUUGAGCGCCAUGGCCAGAAUGAGCACCCAGGCAUAAAGCUUUUUAAAUGUUCUGAAGAGAAGUGCGACCAACGCUUUACCUUCCACUACAAUAAAAUGAGACAUAUUCUUACACAUUCGGAAAAUCCUGCACGACCCCACCAGUGCCACAGGUGUGGAUUUCUGUUCAAGCGUACAAGCAGUUUGAAACAACACAUCCUGCAUGUGCAUGGCAUUCAUCCAACUGGUGAUGGGGAUGUUAACAAAUAUUCCUGCGAGAAAUGUGACAAGAUAUUUAGAACAGUACACGGACUGAAGGAACAUUCAACACUUCAUACUGGAGAAAAAGCUUUCAUCUGUUCUUUUGAGUCAUGCAGAAAAGCCUUUAGAUUGAAGACGUCUUUACAGAAGCACCUCAAGUUACACGCUGGGGUGAGAGGCUUCAAGUGUAAGUUGUGUGACAAGCAGUUCUCACGCAGGGAAAUGAUGGAAGCCCAUGUGAACAAGCACGCAGGAAUAAAGCAGUUUGUGUGCGGUAUAUGUAAAAAGCGGUUUUCAACACAAGGCAAUCUCACGGUGCACAUGAAUCUGCACAAUGGGAAGAAAUACCUUUGUGUGGCGUGUGGAAAUAUAUACAACUUUAAAUCCAAUCUCAAUAAACACUUGAAAGACUGUCACCCGGAUCAAGACGUGGCGAUGGAUUAUGAACCAGAAGAUGGCACCAGCAAUUCUUCAUAAGUUUCCAGAUUUUAUGGGAGUGAUGGGAGUUUAUUUGUACAUGUAUAUAUGUUGAUUCAAGUUCCCAUGGAACUUUAUGUGAUGUAUUGAACUGCAUUUGGUUGCAUCUUGAAUGAUUUUUGUGUAUUUAACAUUUCCCUUCAAACCAUGAGUCAAUUCAAUCAAACUGGGAUACAUGUUUCUGGAGUGGUCCCUUUAUGGAGUUUGCCAAAGAUUUUAUUUCUUUGCUGAUCUGGCAUCAUGACAUGAUAAUCAAAAGAAAAUUGCCUAUUACUUACAAUCUCAACGAUUCAGGUCAUGGAAAGUAUUUUUACAUCCUAAUAAAUUCUUAACUUAAUUUUCUAAGAUUUUCAAAGUCAAAUUUAACAUUUUUAACAUAAAAUAUAUGAGCCGCGUCGCGCGAUGUUGGGCCUUCGGACAUAUAUUUGCUAUUACAAUGUUUUAAGGUAUUUAAAUGAAAUUAUAUUUCAGGAAGAUAUUCUGAAAAUUUCAUGAUGAUAUCACUUAAAUUGCGUAAGAUACGUGCUUACAAGUAAGACCAUGUAUUGCACAUUUUGAAUACUAAAUUUGACGUCAUUCAAAUGACGUCGUUACGAAAGCACAUUAUUCAAAUGACAUGCAAAAUUAACGUAUCAAUAUCACAUUUAGCUUAUAAUUUAAAUUCUUUUCUUAUCAUAGAAUCUUCAAUGACCAUAAAUUAAGAUAAAAAUUAUGAAUCAGUUUUGUAUUUUUAAUACAUUUGGCAGUUUUAAACACAGACUAUUAAUGCAGGCAAAAUAUGUCGGAACGAAAUCCAUGGUUGCUAGGAAACAUGAGUAAACCAAUGUUCAUAAAUUGUCGAGAAAAUGACGCACCAAUGACAAACCUUUAAAAGAAAGAAGUUUGGAAGAAAUUGAUUAACAUAGAAAAAUCAUUAUUUUGGGCAUUUUUUUUAUUAAUGAUUAUUUCAUUUGUAAUAUUUAUGUCCGAAGGCCCAAAAUCGCGCGAUGCAGCUCAUAUAUGAAUAUUACAUAAAAUGAAUGAAAAAGAAAGUACUUUACAUAAUGUUGAGUAAUUCUAUUAUAUGAUCAGUGAGGUUUUUACAUUGAAAUAUAAAUGCUUUCAGUUAGGAAAUGACUUAAGAUGUUUUUACGGCACCAGCUUUAAAAUUUAAGGCAGGUGAAAAAGUGGAUAAAAAUAUAAAACAUAUUUUCCAGGUAUUUUGAGAUAUUUAGAACAGUCAGACCUCGUUGGCUUGAAUUUUCUUGGCUUGAAUUCCUUGUUGGCUCAAACUAGAUUUCUUUAUACUAUAUGUUAACAGUCCUGCUUGGGUCAAAUUUUCCAUGUUUCGAGGUAUUUUUGCCGGUCCCUGGGAGUUUGAGCCAACAGAGUUUGACUGUAUGUCACAUUGCCUUGUGGUUCUCGACCAUGGUCGAACAAGUCCGUUAGGGUUAUUUGAUUUGCAUAAAUUUGUUAUCGAAUAUAUUUCAUUAUUUGUUAAUCUAUAUGUAUGAAACAUAUCAAGGGAUUAUAGAUCCUAUGACAUUCUCUGCCAUACUUGCCAGUUCGUUGUUUGUCUUAACCCAUUGACACUUUUAGUGACUACGCAACAAGUUCAGUAGAAAUCUACUCACUUAAAAGCUGUAAGGUCCACAACUAAGAUGUUUGAUGCUAUUCUUUUUACUUUCACCAAAUAUCUCUAAAUAUAACUUUGUUUUGUGUAUGUUUAUGAACAUAUUGUCAACAUCACUGAAUUUGACAGUGGUGUGUGUUGAUAUAUAUUACAUUGAUUAUUUAAGGAAAUAGUUGAUGGAUUGAUAUCAUUAUUGCGGUAUGAAUGCAGUUGGGCUGGUUAAAGUGUGUGGAGUCCAAAAUUAACCAGCCCAACUGUGUUCAUAUCCCCGAUAAUGACAUCAAAAUAAGCAAUUCAUUACUUUUAUAUUUACACCAAUAGUUCAUUAUAUCAUUGAAGAAUUGUUAAAAUUACUCAUUUAAGAAAUCUAACAGUAAUUCUUUCUUACCCAUUCUGUAAAAAGAAUGACUGACCUUGACCGGAAACAUUUGAAAUUAUGUCACAAUAACACGGGAAAAAAUCAAUUGCUACAAAUCACUUUUAAGCGUAAAAUUAAAAAAACUUAUGACAACAAUACAUUUAACACAUCAUUAAUGGUGCCAUGUUGUCAGGAAUAUUUGGAUGAUUGAAUGAAUUUUGCAUCCAUGGACCAAAGUGACAGCCGAUUUGUCAUAGACAUUGGAUGCCAUUGAGGCAGUUUUAAGAUUAUGACCGUAAUCAAAGUGUGAGGAUAGUCGGAACAGUUUUUAAAAUGUUCAGAUGAUGACUGAUUUUUGCAGAUAAACAUGUAUCUUCUUAGCAGCAGGGAAUAAGUAAAUAUGACAUAACUUUUGAUGACCUAUAUGUGUUGUGACGUUGACCUUUAAGUUUGAGUGCCAUGGGUGCUUUUUGCGUUCAAGGUCACUGUGUCCUUGACCUUUGACUCGAUGAUCCCUAAAAUCAAUAGGGUCAUCCACUGGUUAGGCCCAACCACCAAGUAAAGUUUGAGGGCCAUGGGUGCAAGCAUUGACAAGUUAUCACUAAGACAACCAUUUCACAUUCAAGGUCACCUUGACCCAAUGAACCCUAAAAUCAAUAGGGGUCAUUAACUGGUCUUGACCAGCCUUCAUGUCAAGUUUUAUGACCAUAAGUCCAGGCAUUGUUGAGUUAUCACUCGGAUAACCUUUGACAACCUUUUCCCAUUUAAGCUCACUGUGACCCUGAUCGACCGCCCAACAUGUGCAAAGCAAUAUAUACCCCCUCUUCUUCGAUGGGGGGCAUACCAAGAUAAACAGUUUUCAAUUUACAUGUAAAUUUUUAUGCGAUAAUUCGCAAUCUGAAGCUGUUGCAUUUAUCGGCAAAUAUUUUCUAAAGGCAGUUCAUUUAAGGAAUGGAACUUGAGGUGUAAAUAUAUGAUAUGGAGAAACAUUUUUUUUAGUGAAAGUCUUUGUGUUGUGGUCAUUAUGCAUGAUCAUUGACCUAUGAUGCUUUUAAUAAUAGAUUGGGGGUUGAAAUGAAGCCUAGGUUUAGUUAUACAUGUGUUAACUGAUGACACAGGCCUCAAGCCUUGUAGUUCUUUUAGUUUGUCUUCUUCUUUUUUUUAAAAGUCUUGGUACAUAAAUUCAAUGUUUCAGUUAUAGCACAGAUAUGAAACCAUAUUUGCACAAAAAAAAACAUGUUACCAAUGAAAAUAUGCAUAUAUGUGUGUGGGCAUGUUGAACAGUACACAAGAUUUACAAUUAUCACCUCACCUUACUUUAGCUACAACCUGAUUUUCACAAGAGUGUUUAAUCAAUUAGUCAUUUAAUCAAUAUAAAAGGAGUAGAGAAUGUGAAGGUCAGCUUACAAGCCGAUGCAGAUUUUCCAUGCACCAACUGAAUCAAAAUAGCGCUAUCUAUGAGGCAGGAACAUUGUAGUUAUGACGAUACAUGUAUUGCAUUGAGACUUUAUAUGUAUUGCAUUGAGACUUUAUAUGUACAUUGUAUUGCAUUGAGACUUCAUAUGUAUUGCAUUGAGACUUUUAUGUACAUUGUAUUGCAUUGAGACUUUAUAUGUAUUGCUUUGAGACUUUAUAUGAAAUGCAUUGAGACUUUAUAUGUAUUGCAUUGAGACUUCAUAUGUAUUGCAUUGAGACUUUUAUGUACAUUGUAUUGCAUUGAGACUUUUAUGUACAUUGUAUUGCAUUGAGACUUUAUACAAGGGUUUUCAGCCAACCAACUUAAUAAACUUCAUGUUUAUUUUGUAUACGAUGCGAAUUAUUACCCUUUAUUAUUUGACUUAGGACAUUCUGGUUAACAUUUGGCAUGAAAGUGGCAUAAAUCAACAGAUGCUUCGUUGAACAGCUCCUAACCAUCCAAACUCCUUAACUAAAAAGUCAAAUAUAUAUCCUCCAUGCAAUGCAAAUUAUGGCCCUUUAUUAUUUGACUUAGAUAUUCUGGGUAAAAGGGGUGAAAUGGUGACUGUUUGUUUUUGCAUGCUAUAUUAAAAUAUGGCUCUUGUAGUUUAUCAGUGGUUUUUGCAUGCUGUACAUUUCUUGUAAUGUUUGUGUAAGCAUAUUUGAGUACUGUAAUAUGGUAGUUGUGUGUGUGUGUGUGUGCGUGUGUGUGUGUGUGUGCGUGCGUGUGUGUGUGUGUGUGUGUGUGUAAAUACCAAGUUUAUUUUAGUACUUAAUGAGGAUUUUGUAAUGUAUAUUUUUAACUCAAAGAAAUUGUUUGCUCUCAGAAAGACUGCAUAACCAAAAAAGGUUACAAGUAAAUUAUAAAUAUAUAUAUCUGGAAUUUUUUAAUAGAGUUUUAUUUGGUGGCACUUUUUGGUGUAUAACUUGAUGAAAUGUAUUUCUACAUGAUUAUGAUGUUGCAUUCUAAAUUAUGGCAAUGAUUUAUAUAAAAUUGAUAAUCACAUAAUGUUAUAAAUGUAUGAUAUUUAGACUUGUCAUAAAAACCAUGAUUGCCAAUACAUAUAUGCAUGAGUGUGUAGGUUACAUGUAUUAAACCAUGAUCAUAUUUGUCGGUCUUGUGUAUCUAUUCCGAGAUUACGCAGCCAGUAUUCUUACAUACAGCUGGAUUGAUACACACGUUAU